CUCUGAGAAAUGGAAAUGAUGAAGAACGGUGUUAUUUUCUGCAUUGUAAUUUUUGUUUCAUUCUCAUCAAUGGAGAUGGCAUUAGCUGCAUCAAAUUGUACUAAUAAGAUCUACACCAACUACAUCAAGACAGCAUGCAAUUCAACAACGUACCCAUCCCUUUGCCGCAAGUCCCUCUCUUCUUACGCCUCCGCCAUUGAAUCCAACCCCCUGAAGCUCUGCAACACUGCCCUCUAUGUAACCAUCAGAACGGCACGGAAUGUCUCUUCAUUGGUGACCAAGCUCGCCAAAGAAAAAGGACUCAGCCCCACAGAGAUUGGCAUCAUCACCGACUGCGUUGAGAAUAUCGGCGACUCCAUCGACGAGCUCAAUCAGUCUCUCGCUGAAACCAACUACUUAGGCGGUCCCGACACGGAGCUCCACUUGGCUAACAUGAAGACAUGGGUUAGCGCAGCAUUGACGGACGAAGACACCUGCACCGAUGGGUUCGAUGGCCGGAAGGUGAGCUCGUCGGUCAAGAAGAAAAUCAGGAAGUCUGUGUUGAAUCUUGCUAAGAUGACAAGCAAUGCUUUGGCUCUCCUCAAUUAUCUACGUUAUUGAAAGUUGACGGAAGGAAUCAUAUUAUUGUUUCUAAUAUAAAAUUAGAUCAAUCUAUUUAAUGGUUUCCUUGUAAUUUCCCGUACAGGCUUUCAUUAAUUAUUAGCAAGUUAU
Carica papaya (papaya) is the source of this 711-nucleotide messenger RNA. Its product is annotated as Plant invertase/pectin methylesterase inhibitor superfamily protein. Gene Ontology annotation, molecular function: enzyme inhibitor activity. NCBI's taxonomy places the organism in Eukaryota, Viridiplantae, Streptophyta, Magnoliopsida, Brassicales, Caricaceae. Gene Ontology annotation, biological process: negative regulation of catalytic activity. The record is from RefSeq and is a predicted model, not a curated record.